GUCACCCGGGCAAAAGCAAUCUCAAGGGUGCGGCUUAUCGGCACAAAGCUGUGUCUAGUUCCGGGGGACGGGAUUUCGGGGGACGGGAGGCCGUGAAACGGUCUUGCCCUGUCGAUUGCUUGGAGUUGGACCAGCAAUGUGGCUUUUGGGGGCUACGUCGAAGGGAUCAUCUCAUUUCAUGUUGUUCCGCCCCUCGGAGGCCGGGGUUUUCUCAUUCAGUUUGCUGCAGGCCAUGAUGCGGUAGGUAAGCACGGGCAGUAUUUCCGUUUCCAAGGAGAGGAUCCUCUCUCGCGCAGUCAUGGAAAGAACCACCUGACCUUCUUCUCUCGUUCUUCUCCAGUCCAUACUCCUGAGGACCGCUGGCUUGCACUCUCGUGACGCCCCUGCCCUUUGCUUUGUGCAACAUGGGAUACGAUCUCUGGGGGGCGGUAGUUGUGUCUUUGGCGUUUACGCCAACGUCACUGGCUGACUUGUUCUGGUCCGGCUACGAAAAUUGCCCGCUGCCAUGUCACGUCGUUGGCCAUAAUCCCAGCAACUGGACACAAUAUCACACCGUCAGCGACCUUGACUGGUGCCGGGAACAGUUGCUGUUCGACUUGGGGCUGCACAACCCGCUCGACGAGCCCGGAAACAGUCAUAUCACCAUCCGGUCUUGCGCCGUGACUGACGCUAGUCACACCGAGACUCCGAGUCGCAGUCUGGUCUCCCUACUGGGCGGACAGGAGGUCUGGGCCAUUAACAACACCGAGUCAGCGAGUCACCGCAACUCUUCACAAACCGCCGCAUGUGGAAGCUCGUUAUCUGCACUGGAGCGUAGCUCGGUCAAUGUCCGCAUCGCCUGGGGAGGUCCCCCCGAUAACACAGACGCGCGGGACACGGCGGCAGCGACCGAGAAUUUGAUGCGCUACCUCGAGGCGGAGCCCAACUGCGCAUCUACCAUUGUGUUUGCCAAGGCGGGCCAAGCUGUGGUCGGGCUGUACGUUGGUUCCCAAAUCGAAAAGGCCGGCGCCGCCAGCAUCGUGAAGGAUGCCUUCGCGGCCAGAACCAGCGCCGGCAAGGUGCCCAUCCGCGUCGGUGCUCAGAUCUGCGGGCCAGAGCCUUACAGGGCCCAGACCUUUGGCAUCUACGCAGACAACAAGGGCAACAUUUCGGCGGUGCAGGCCGUCGUCCGGGACUGGAGCACGGGCAUCUGCUUCUCGGAAUUUGACCAGGAGGAGGUGCUGGAGGGCACGGCCGUCGGCACCUUGUCUGCCAUUAUGGACGAGACAAGCGUCACGGUCAACAGCCCGGACAGCAAUGGCGAACAUGAACGCAAGAGGGAGCCUCAGAAGCUCCAUAGUCGAGCCACAUGCAGCUACGCUCAGCCAGACCCCGGCGACGGCUGCUGGGCACUCACGCAAAAGUGCAAAAUCUCGCAGGCCGACCUCAUCAGGUACAACGGGGGCAAGUCGGACUUCUGCAGCACCCUCAAAUCUGGCCAAUACGUGUGUUGCGGGCCGGGCACCCUGCCCGACUUCUCGCCGCAGCCCAACCCAGACGGGUCGUGCAAGAGUUACACGGUCAAGGCCGAUGACACGUGCGCCACCAUCGCCGCGGCAAACCAGAUUUCAAACUACACCAAGCUUGAGGAGGUCAACAAGCAGACGUGGGGCUUUGCAGGCUGCCGCUACAUCCAGCCCGGCCAGUACAUCUGCCUCAGCAGCGGCGAUCCGCCCAUGCCCGCCCCCGUUACCGACGCUGUCUGCGGACCCCAGGUGCGCGGGACCGUGAGACCGACCAACGGGACCAAGCUCGCCGACCUGAACCCGUGUCCCCUCAACGUGUGCUGCAACAUCUGGGGCAACUGCGGGCUCAGCAGCGACUUUUGCGUCUAUGCCCCGGCCGACACGGGGGCGCCGGGAACGUCCAAACCCGAGAUCCACGGGUGUGUCUCCAACUGCGGCAUGGACAUUGUCCAUUCGCCCAACAAGCCCCAAGAGUUCCGCAUCGUGGGCUACUUUGAGUCCUGGAACAAGCAGAGACCGUGCCUGAACAUGGACGUUUCCAAACUCGUGCACCCCGAGGUCAAACCCCCCGCCGCGGCUCAUGCCAGGUACACUCACAUCCACUUCGCCUUCCCGGACAUCACGCCCCAGUUCACGGUCGAUGUCAGCAAGGUCCAGGACCAGUUUGACAGCUUCAAGACACUGUCGGGCUUAAAGAAGAUUGUGUCGUUUGGCGGAUGGGACUUUAGCAACUACAAAGACUCGUACGCCAUCUUCCGCACCAUGGUGGCCACCGAGGUGAACAGGCAGAAGGCGGCGCGGAAUGUCAUCCGCUUUCUGACCGAGCACAAUCUUGAUGGCCUGGAUUUUGACUGGGAAUACCCCGGGGCUACCGACAUUCCUGGAACGCCAGAAGGCUCGCCUGAUGAGGGAGCAAACUAUCUCAAGUUCCUGAGGACGGUGCGCAACUCGCUGCCCGCGGGCAAGACCUUGUCCAUCGCCGCGCCCAGCUCGUUCUGGUACCUCAAGAACUUCCCCAUCAAGGACAUAUCCGAGAUCCUCGACUACAUCAUCUACAUGACGUACGACCUGCAUGGCCAAUGGGACGCCGACAACAAGUGGGCGAGUCCCGGGUGUCCGACGGGCAACUGCCUGCGCCACCACACCAACAAGACCGAGGUCGAACUGUCGCUCGCCCUCAUCACCAAGGCCGGCGUGCCGUCGCACAAGGUGGUCGUCGGCAUGCCGCUCUACGGCCGCAGCUUCAAGAUGGCCGAAAAGGGGUGCACGGGACCGGACUGCCUCUUCCUCGGCGACCGUUUCAACUCGCAAGCGGCCAAGGGUGCAUGCACAGACACGGCCGGCUACAUCUCCAACGUCGAGAUCCGGGACGUUAUCAACAGCAACGCCCACUCAGAUUUGUACGGCGAGCGCAUGGUCCGGGAGAUUGCCGACGAGGCAGGCGACAUCGUCGUCUACGACGACACCGAGUGGGUGUCGUGGAUGAAGCCCUCCACCUACCUCACACGCGCCGGUGACUACGAAAAAGGCAACUUUGGCGGCACGUCAGACUGGGCCAUUGACCUCAACUUUGACUUUGGCAAAGACGGCCGUGACGACAAGCCGUACGACGAGGACGCCGAGAGCCAAGAGCCGACGUGCGACUACGACCGCACCUUCAACGACCUCGAGGACCUCAAGAACAACGCCGGCGGGUUGAGUUUGUACUGUAGGCAGAUAUACGCCUUGCAGGUGCUGGAGAAGAUGUUGGGCAAUCUGUAUGCCGAGUAUAACAGCGUCAACAAUGGCUACGACUCCAAGUUUGCGGCCUAUGUUCGCUACAUCAAUCGCAUCACGCCCUAUGCCAUUAACGAUUUCAUGACGAACAAGGAUGGACUGAAAUUACCACUAGACUUCAACUGCGUCAAGGAUCCCCCAAUUGGGCCCUCGAAAUCGGGGCAGUGCUUUGAUUUCAGCGAGGCCGAGCGCAACGAAGGGACAUUUGACAUGACAAUUACAUUGCGAGACCGCGAGGGCUUCUUCACGGACCUGCUCAGCAAGACGGGCGUGGCCGAGGAGUGGAUCAACUUCAACGGCCACGAGCGAGACCUUGUCUACUGCAGCGCGCCGGCACAGGGCUCGCACAUGUGCAGCCCGGCCUCGGGGCUGCGCGACUGGUACGGGUGGCCGCAAAAGAACGACCACAUUGACGUGCCCAACCCCAAGGACAUCAUCACCAAGACGUUGGGCAAUAUCGCCGAUCUCCGGCUCAGCCUCGUCACGACGAAAUGGGAGAUCAUGAUGGGCGGCUGGAACGGCGACGUCGACGACGUGCUCCAGGUCAUGUCGGUGCCCAUCUUCAUGCUGGCCGAGGCCGUCGAGGGCAUGAAGCAGGCAAAAGAGAUGGGCGAGGACGAGGAGAAGUGGGAGGAUGAGCAGGCGCGCAACAAGGCCAAGCAGCUGAUUCUGACCAUCAUCGGCGCCGUGCUCUUCGUCGUGCCCUUUGUCGGCGAGGUCGGCGCCGUGCUUGCCGGCGCCAGCACCCUGGCCCGGUUUGCUCUUAUCGCGGGCGAGACGGCCAACCUGGCCUUUGGCAUUUACGAGAUGGUUGACAACCCCGAUUCGGCCAUCAUGGGCGUCUUGGGCAUGAUGUUUGGGCUCGGCAGCAUUGCCAAGGUUCCCAAGACCCCCCAGGGGUUCAAGGAAAUGGCUGGUGUGCGGGCGGGCUUGAGAAAUAAUGGCGGCGUCAGCAAAAUUGGAGGCAAUUUCCAAAAGUGGGACGACCAGCUCCAGGACAUUAUUAAGUUCUGUCGGACUUGA
Messenger RNA from Canariomyces notabilis, 4304 nucleotides. RefSeq names its product glycoside hydrolase family 18 protein. Gene Ontology annotation, biological process: carbohydrate metabolic process. The coding region runs from base 405 to 4304 and encodes 1299 amino acids. NCBI's taxonomy places the organism in Eukaryota, Fungi, Ascomycota, Sordariomycetes, Sordariales, Chaetomiaceae. Gene Ontology annotation, molecular function: hydrolase activity, hydrolyzing O-glycosyl compounds; chitin binding. The record is from RefSeq and is a predicted model, not a curated record. The transcript is spliced from 4 exons.